This is a messenger RNA of Antechinus flavipes (yellow-footed antechinus), 12422 nucleotides long. It is a transcript of the gene LAMA5, whose product is annotated as laminin subunit alpha 5. The record is from RefSeq and is a predicted model, not a curated record. Gene Ontology annotation, cellular component: basement membrane. Gene Ontology annotation, molecular function: signaling receptor binding. The transcript is spliced from 80 exons. Gene Ontology annotation, biological process: regulation of cell migration; regulation of embryonic development; cell adhesion. NCBI's taxonomy places the organism in Eukaryota, Metazoa, Chordata, Mammalia, Dasyuromorphia, Dasyuridae. The coding region runs from base 195 to 11315 and encodes 3706 amino acids.
AGAGCUUUGGGAAAAGGCGCCGGGAGGGAGCGCAGCGUAGCCAGAGAAAGUUCGGCUCCCGCAUUUACCGUAUUUAUUCAUUUAUUUCUUGGAUGCUCGCAAUGUGCGCUGCGGUUCCUCUCUGAAUCAGGAGCCCCCUCCUCUUUCUCCUUUUAGCUUGCGUCCCAGCGCCCGCCGCCCGCUCCCCAGAGAAGAUGGCGAGGUGGGGAGCUGGGCACAGCCGAGGGGACGCGUCUCUCUGCGCGCUGUCCCUGCUGUUGCCUCUGCUGCUGUUUCUCCGUGGUGGGGCUGGGGCGCCCGAGACCGGUGGCGAAAGUAGAAGCAGCUGGGGUAAUGGGGCCAAUGGAGGCUUCAGCCUACACCCACCCUACUUCAACCUGGCUGAGGGCACCCGCAUCUCAGCUUCUGCGACUUGCGGUGAGGAGGCGCCGGCCGGAACGCGGGGCCCCCCGAGGCCCACCGAGGACCUUUAUUGCAAGCUAGUAGGGGGGCCAGUGGCUGGCGGCGACCCCAACCAGACAAUUCAGGGUCAAUACUGCGAUAUCUGCACAUCAGCCAACAUCAACAAGGCUCACCCCAUCUCCAAUGCAGUGGAUGGAACAGAACGAUGGUGGCAGAGCCCUCCACUCUCCCGGGGUUUGGAGUAUAGUGAAGUCAAUGUCACCCUCGACCUGGGCCAGCUUUUUCACGUGGCCUAUGUCCUCAUCAAGUUUGCCAACUCCCCACGGCCAGACCUCUGGGUACUCGAGAGAUCCACAGAUUUUGGACUCACCUACCAACCGUGGCAGUACUUUGCCUCAUCCAAGAGGGACUGCAUCGAGAAGUUUGGGCUUCGGACACUGGAGCGGAUCACUCAGGAUGACGAUGUCAUCUGUACCACUGAGUACUCUCGCAUUGUACCCCUCGAAAAUGGAGAGAUCGUGGUGUCUCUGGUGAAUGGGCGGCCGGGGGCCAUGAAUUUCUCAUACUCCCCACUCCUUCGGAAUUUCACCAAGGCCACCAACAUCCGCCUUCGUUUUCUACGCACCAAUACUCUCCUUGGCCACCUGAUGGGGAAAGCGCUGCGAGACCCCACAGUCACUCGCCGGUAUUACUACAGCAUCAAGGACAUCAGCAUUGGCGGGCGUUGUGUCUGCAACGGUCACGCGGACGUCUGCGAUGCCAAAGACCCCACAGACCCCUACAGGCUCCAGUGCGCCUGUCAGCACAACACCUGCGGGGGUGCCUGUGACCGCUGCUGCCCCGGCUUCCACCAGCUGCCCUGGAAACCAGCCACGAUGGACAACGCGAACGAGUGUCAGUCCUGUAACUGUCAUGGGCACGCACAUGACUGCUACUAUGACCCAGAAGUGGAUCGGCACAGAGCUAGCAAGAACCAGGACAACGUCUACGAAGGUGGCGGUGUCUGCAUUGACUGCCAGCACCACACCACCGGCAUCAACUGUGAGCGCUGCGUCCCCGGUUACUAUCGGUCGCCCGAGCACCCCAUCGAUUCUCCCUACGUCUGCUACCGUUGCAACUGUGAGUCAGACUUCACUGAUGGGACGUGCGAGGACCUGACCGGCCGCUGCUACUGCAAACCCAACUACACAGGGGAGCGGUGUGAUGCCUGCGCCAAAGGGUUCGCAGACUUUCCCCACUGCUAUCCUGUACCCUCAUUCUCCCACAAUGAUACUGGGGAACAGGUGCUUCCAGCUGGGCAGAUCGUGAACUGUGACUGCAGUGCCGCCGGGACCCUGGGAAACGCCUGCCGCAAAGACCCGCACAUUGGCCAGUGCGUGUGCAAGCCCAACUUCCAGGGUGUGCACUGCGAACAGUGUGCCCCAGGCUUCUUUGGGCCAGGCUGCCUGCCCUGCCAGUGCUCUGGGCCUGGCCAGACUGGCAGCAGCUGUGACAACGAGACAGGACAGUGUGUGUGCCGUACUGGCUUCGAAGGCCCCGCCUGUGACCGCUGUGCCCCCGGCUACUUCAGCUACCCCCUCUGCCAACUGUGCGGCUGCAGCCCUGCGGGGACUCUGCCGGAGGCCUGUGACGAGUCUGGGAGGUGCUUCUGCCGCCCCGAGUUUGAUGGGCCGCACUGUGACCGCUGCCAAGCUGGCUACCACUCGUACCCCCACUGCCGAGUUUGCUCCUGUGACUCUCGCGGCUCCUUGGACCAGCUGUGCAGCGGGGCUGGAAUGUGUCACUGUCGGCCGGGCUAUGCCGGGUCUGCUUGCCAGGAAUGUGCCCCUGGCUAUUAUGGAUUCCCCAACUGUGUUGCUUGUCAGUGCUCUGAAGCUGGGUCCCUCCACAUCACCUGUGAGCCUGAGACUGGGCAGUGCAACUGCCGGCCACGAGUGACUGGUCUGCAUUGUGACACGUGUGUACCAGGGACUUACGGGUUCCCCCACUGUGAAGUUGGCUCCUGCGACCCAGCCGGUCAGGUCUCAGUCAGCUCCUCAUCCUCUGAGGGUUCCUGUGAGUGUCGGGCUCAUGUGGAGGGUCCCAGGUGUGACAGGUGCAAGCCUCUCUAUUGGAAUCUGAGCCCAGCUAACUCCUAUGGCUGCAGCAGCUGUAGCUGUGAUCCUCGAGGUACCAUCAGUGGAGUGGCUGAAUGUCAGCAGGGCAACGGACAGUGCUUCUGCAAACCCAAUGUCUGUGGUCAGAAGUGUACCUCCUGCAAGGACGGCUACUUCAGACUGGACCAAACAAACUACUUCGGUUGUAAGACCUGUCAGUGUGACAUUGGGGGAGCCCUGGCCCAGGGUUGUGAGCCAAGGAUGGGGACCUGUCAAUGCCGGCCCAACACACAGGGGCCCACAUGCAAUGAGCCUGCAAGAGACCAUUACCUCCCAGAUCUGCACCACAUCAGGUUUGAGCUGGAGGAGGGCUCCACACCUGAUGGCCGGCCCGUGCGUUUUGGCUACAAUCCCUUGGAGUUUGAGAAUUUUAGCUGGAGGGGCUAUGCCCAGAUGACUCCCGUUCAACCCAAAGUAGUGGUGAAACUCAAUGUGACGUCGCCUGACCUAUUCCAUCUUGUCUUCCGCUAUGUCAACCGGGGGUCCACAAGUGUGAACGGGAAGGUUUCAGUCCUUGAGGAAGGGAAAUUUAACACUUGCAGCAACUGCACAGAGCAGACCCACCAGGUCGUAUUUGCACCCAGCACGGAGCCUGUGUUUCUUACUGUGCCCCAGAGCAGCUAUGGGGAGCCCUUCGUCCUGAACCCCAGUAUCUGGUCCCUGGUAAUUGAGGCUGAAGGUGUCCUGCUGGACUAUGUGGUCUUGCUUCCCAGUGCAUACUAUGAAGCCCCCAUACUGCAGGUGAAGGUGACUGAGGCCUGUACCUACAGCCCCAAACCUGAGCAAGUCAGGAGCAAUUGCCUCCUGUACACCUAUCUCCCACUAGACGGCUUCCCCUUUGCUGGAGGGACCGAUGCCGUCUGCCGUCUGGACAAUAGUCUACCCAAGGUCUGCCAGAUGGAGCAGCCUAGUUCCUCUCACCCACUGCUGGCCACUUGCUGGGGCAACGACGUGGAUGUCCAAGUGCAAAUUGUCGUGCCCCAGCCUGGCCAGUAUGCCCUUGUAGUGGAGUACGCCAAUGAGAAGGAUCUUCAGGGUUUGAGCGUGGCUGUGCACACUCCCCAGUGGACCCCCCAACAAGGACUGCUCACCCUCUACCCCUGCCAGUACAGUUUUCUGUGCCGAGGUACUGCCUUAGAUUCCCAGAAUCGCCUCUUGGCUUUUGAAGUCACUGGCGAGGCUAGCAUCCGGCUCACGGCAGAACACGCACAAUUCUUACUGUAUCGCAUUUACUUGGUCCCCAUGAGUAAGUUCACCACAGAGUUUGUGGAACCCAAAGUUCACUGCAUCAGUAGCCACGGGACCUUUGGACUGAGCAGUGGUUCCUGCCUCCCUUCGCGCUUCCAGAAGCUGUCCCAGCCCAUCGUAUUAACAGAGUGCAAGGUCCUGCCCGUGCCGCCCGACUUCCCCUUGAGCCACAUGCACGCAGUCACUCCUGCCGGACCCCCGCUGAGUCCUCAGCCUCACCCACCCACAGCUGCGGACCCCACCAUUGAGCCCACCCUCUUGCAGUCUCCGCAGAGCACUGUCGUGUUUAGCACUCACAUCCCGACCCUGGGGCGUUACGCCUUCCUGCUCCAUAGUUACCAACCCAACCUCCCCACUUUCCCUGUGGAAGUGCUCAUCAAUGGAGGCCGGGUCUGGCACGGCCAGGCCAACGCCACCUUCUGCCCCCACGCUUACGGCUGCCGCAGCCUGGUUGUGUGCGAGGGUCAGGUCGUCCUGGACGUGACGGACAACGAGCUGACCGUGACGGUCCGUGUGCCUGAGGGUCAGCAGCUGUGGCUGGACUAUGUGCUCGUUGUCCCUGAGGAUGGCUACAGCUCCAACUACCUCCGAGAGGAACCUCUGGACAAAUCCUAUGAUUUUAUCAGUCUUUGUGCAGCCAAUGGCUUUUACAUCAGCCCUGCCAGCUCACCUCCCUUCUGCCGGGACGCCGCCAUCUCCCUGUCCCUCUUCUACAACAACGGGGCCCAGCCCUGCCGUUGCCACGAAGUGGGAGCCACCGGCCCCACCUGCGAGCCCUUCGGGGGCCAGUGCCCCUGUCGAGCCCACGUCAUCGGCCGCGACUGCUCCCGCUGCGCCACCGGUUACUGGGGCUUCCCGAACUGCAGGCCCUGUGACUGCGGGAGCCGCCUCUGCGACGAAGCCUCCGGCCGGUGCAUCUGCCCGCCCCGCACCAUCCCGCCCGACUGCGUGGUCUGCCAGGCCCAGACGUUCGGCUGCCACCCCCUGGUGGGCUGUGAGGACUGCAACUGCUCGCGCCCCGGCGUCAAGGACUUCUCGGACCCCGGCUGCGACCUGGACAGCGGGCAGUGCAGGUGCAAGCCCAACGUCGUCGGCCGCCGCUGUGACACGUGCGCCCCUGGCUUCUAUGGCUAUCCCAGCUGCCGGCGGUGCCAGUGCCACGAGGCGGGCACAGUGGCCGGAGUCUGUGACCCUGUCACCGGCCAGUGCCAUUGUAAGGACAACGUGGAGGGUGGACGCUGUGACCAGUGCCGCCUGGGCACCUUUUCCCUGGAUGCUUCCAACCCCAAGGGCUGCACUCGCUGUUUUUGCUUUGGGGCCACUGACCGGUGCCGGAGCUCCCAGCAAGUCCGUGGGGAGUACAUAGACAUGCGAGGGUGGGUGCUGGUGAGUGGGGAGCGGCAGCAGGUGCCAACUUCGCUUCGCGCGGAUGCUGGGCUGGUCCACGCUGACCUGCGCAAUGUUCCCGAGGCGUUUCAGGACCUUUACUGGCAGGCGCCUGCCUCCUACCUGGGGGACCGGGUGUCUUCUUAUGGGGGGAGCCUGCGCUACGAGCUGCAUUCGGAGACCCAGCGUGGGGAUGUCUUUGUCCCCACUGAGAGCCGGCCAGACGUGAUCCUGAAGGGAAACCAGAUGAGUAUCACUUUCCUAGAGAGUUCCUACCCGUCUCCUGGGGACAUUCAUCGAGGAAAGGUGGAUCUGGUGGAGGGCAACUUCCGCCACACAGAGACUCACAACCCCGUCUCCCGGGAGGAGCUCAUGAUGGUGCUGGCUGGCCUGGAGCAGCUGCAGAUCCGUGCCCUCUUCUCUCAGAUCUCCUCGGCCGUCUCCCUUCAGAGGGUGGUGCUGGAGGUGGUGAUGGACGGCCCUGGGGGAGUCCAGGCCAGCAAUGUGGAGGUCUGCAUGUGUCCCGCCAACUACCGCGGGGACUCCUGCCAGGAAUGUGCUCCUGGCUAUUACCGAGACACCAAGGGCCACUUCCUGGGCAAAUGCAUUCCCUGUCACUGCAACGGGCACUCAGACCGAUGCCUCCCGGGCUCAGGCAUCUGUGUGGGGUGCCAACACAACACUGAGGGUGACCACUGUGAACGGUGCAAAGAUGGCUUUGUGAGCAAUGCAACUCAAGAUCAAUCAUCUUCCUUCUGCAUCAGUUGCCCCUGCCCUCUCUCUGUGCCUUCCAACAACUUUGCAGUUGGAUGUGUCCAUAAGGGUGGAGUUACUCAGUGUCUCUGCCAGCCUGGGUACGCUGGAGCUUCUUGUGAACGAUGUGCUCCUGGAUACUAUGGCAACCCCUUGGUGAUCGGCAGUUCCUGCCAGCCUUGUGACUGCAGUGGGAACGGUGACCCUAACAUGCUGUUCAGUCACUGUGAUCCACUGACCGGGGUGUGCUUGGGCUGCAUGUACCACACAGCUGGCCCCCACUGUGAGAGCUGUGCUCCUGGUUACUAUGGCAAUGCUCUGCUCCCCAAGAACUGUACAAAGUGUGACUGCUCACCCUGUGGGACCGAGGUGUGCGAUGCUAGAACGGGGCAGUGUCGGUGCAAGGCCGGGGUGACUGGUCAGCGUUGUGAUCGCUGUCAGGAUGGGCACUAUGGCUUUGACAGUUGUGGAGGUUGCCGGCCCUGUAACUGUGGUCUGGGUGCAGUUGGGUCCAGCUGCCACUCCCAGAGUGGGCAGUGCCAUUGCCGGGCAGGAGUCAGUGGAACACAGUGCCAGCAGUGUGCCCCUGGCUACUGGGGCUUCAAUGAGCAUGGCUGUGCCCGCUGCCAGUGCCGGGGAGGCCACUGUGAUCCCCGCACGGGCGAGUGCACCUGCCCCCCUGGCCUAAGUGGGAAACAGUGCGACUCCUGCAGCCACCGGCAUCAAGUUCCUGUGACCCACAGCCCUGGGGGCGUCCACUGUGAAGUGUGUGACAGCUGUGUGGUGCUGCUGCUGGAUGACCUGGAGCGGAUGGAGUCCCUCUUCCCCACCAUCCGCCAGCAGCUUAGCAGCCUCAAUGCCAGCUCUGUGGCCUGGGCCCGACUGCACGAGAUCAACAGCUCCAUUGCUGCCCUGGCGAAUCAGCUCCGGGGCCUGCAGGGGUCUCGGGAGCCAACGAGACAGAGGCUAGACGAGCUGGAGCAUCAGAGUGGAGUUCUGGAGGAAGAGACCAACACGCUUCACAGCAGGGUGUCAGAGGUUCGAGCCCAGGCAAGUCAGCUACAGGAGAGCUCUGGGGACAACCUGCAGCGGGCAGAGACCUUGCUCCAGAGCCUCCAGAACCUGGAUCGUGCUCUAGGGGAGCUGAAAUCUCAGAUGGAUAGACUCUCCCCAUCUAACACCAGCACAGCCUCUGGUGAAGAGUUCCUUCAGACACUGGCCGAAGUGGAGCGGAUGCUACAGGAGAUGCGAGACAGGGAUUUUGGGGGGCCACGGAAUGUGGCUGAAGGGGAGCUGGGAGAAGCACAGAGAUUACUAAACCGAGUGCAAAGUCAACUAACCAGCCGAUGGGAAGAAAGUCAGGCAUUGGCAUCAAGUAUCCGGGAGCGGUUGGCUCAGCACAGUUCACAGCUCAUGGAUCUCCGGGAUGCCUUGAAUGAGGCUGUCAAUAAGACUCGUCUCACUGAAGAGCUCAACAGUCGUAACCAAGAACACCUGGAAGAGAGGCUGCAAAAGAAAAAGGAGUUGGAAAGAGAGAAUGCAACGCUGAGGGAUACUCUGCGCAUGGCUGAGGAUGCCUUAGCUCAAAUUUCUGAACUUUUGCAGACCAUGGACAGGGCCAAAGAGGAGUACGAGCGUCUGGCUGCCAACCUGGAUGGUGCCCGAACCCCCCUGAUGGAGAAGAUGCAGAAGUUCUCUCCUGCAAGCAGCAAGAUUCCUCUUGUGGAGCGGGCCGAGGAGCAUGCCCGAGAGCUCGACCAGCUGGCGUAUAACCUCUCCAGCAUCAUUCGCAGCACAAACCAGGACCGGUUCAUUCAGCGAGCAAUUGAAGCCUCCAAUGCUUAUGGCAGCAUCCUCCAGGCGGUGAGGCAGGCUGAGGAGGCCGCCAGCCAGGCCCUGCACAAUGCAACCAGUACUUGGGAGAUGGUUGUUCAGGAAGGCCUGAGUGCCCGCGCCCGGGAACUCUGGGAGAACAGCAGCAUCCUGGAAGAAGCUGUCCGUGACCAACAGAGGAGAUUGAAUGGAGCCAUUAGAGAAACCUUGCAAGCCUCUCAGACUCAAUUGGAAGAAGCCAAAGCUAAGAAGGAUCGUCUAGUAGCCCAGCUGAAGGGUGUGCAGAGCAUGCUAGCCAUGGACAGAGAUGAUACAAGUGAGAAAAUCGCCCGGGCCAAGGCAGUGGCCAUGGAAGCCAAUGACACAGCCACACAGGUGGGGGCCACAUUGAGGGACAUGCAGAAGAACCUGCAUCAAUGGCAGGGACAGUACGGGGACCUGAGAAGCCAAGACCUGGCCCAGGCUAUGGAAGAUGCUGGGAAAUCAGUGUCCAGUCUGGAGAAGACCCUGCCUCAACUACUGGCCAAGCUAAGCCAGCUGGAGAACAAGAGAGGCCAGAACGCUAGCCUGGCCCUCUCCAACAGCAUCUUGCGGGUGCGGGAGCUCAUCACCCAGGCCCGCAGUGCUGCGAGCAAGGUGAAAGUGCCCAUGAAAUUCAACGGCCGCUCGGGAGUGCAGCUGCGGCCACCCCGGGACCUGCAGGACCUGGCUGCGUACACAGCGCUCAAGUUCUACAUCCAGAGCUCAGAGCCUCCUCAGCAGCAGGGCCACAAUGGCGACAGCCAGUUUAUCCUCUAUAUGGGCAGUCGCGAGGCUUCUGGGGACUACAUGGGGGUGAUCCUGCAUGAGCAUAAGGUGCAGUGGGUUUACCGGCUCGGGGAGGCAGCCCACAGGACCCUGACCAUCGAUGAGGACAUCGGAGAGCACUUUGCUACUGUCAGCAUUGACAGGAUCCUUCAGUAUGGUCACAUGUCUGUCACAAUGGAGAAGCAGAUGGUACAUGAGACCAAGGGAGAUAGUGUGUAUCCUGGGGAUCAAGGUCUACUCAAUUUCAAAACCCAAGACUUUGUCUUCUAUGUGGGAGGCUACCCUUCUAACUUCACACCUCCCAGGCCUUUGCGUUACCCUGGUUACCGGGGCUGCAUUGAGAUGGACACUCUGAACGAGGAGGUUGUCAGUCUUUACAACUUCCAGAAGACUUUCCAUCUGGAUACGGCUGUGGACAAACCCUGUGCCAGAUCGAAGUCCACGGGAGACCCUUGGCUGACAGAUGGCUCCUACCUGGAUGGCACAGGCUUUGCACAUAUCAAUUUUGAGAGUCAGCUCAUCAGCACCAAGCGCUUUGAGCAGGAGCUGAGACUGGUCUCCUAUAAUGGUAUCAUUUUCUUCCUUCAGUACCAGGACCAGUUCCUAUGUCUGGCUGUCCAGGAAGGACACCUCAUCCUCUACUAUGAUUUCAGCCAUGGGCUGAAGGUUGCCACCCCGCAACAGGAGCUGACACCCCUUACCUCGUCCAACAAAGCGAUCCAGAUCUUCAUCAUGGGUGUGACUGGCCGAAAGCGGAUUCUGGUCCGAGUGGAGCGAGUAUCUGUCUUCAGCUUGCAGGAGGAUAAUUUGCUGGAGAAUGCCGACUCCUAUUACCUGGGAGGAGUUCCUCUGGCCCAGCUUCCCCCAAGCCUCAGGUCCUUCUUCCCUACUGGGGGGUCAAUCCGAGGCUGUGUGAAGGGCCUGAAAGCCCUUGGCAAAUAUGUGGACCUGAAGAGACUGAAUACAACGGGCAUCAGCUCAGGCUGCACUUCUGACCUCCUGAUUACACGGUCCAUGACCUUCCACGGGCAUGGGUACCUGACCUUGGCCCUCAGAGAUGUGCCCCCUCUUACUGGAAACUUCUACACGGGCUUUGGCUUCCGUUCCAUACAGGACAGCAGUCUUCUCUACUAUUACGCCUCCCCGGAGGGCAUUUUCCAGGUGUUCCUGAGACAGGGUCGUGUGACGCUCAAUCUUCUUCGGACGGAGGUCAUGACGAAAGAUGCUUAUGCUGACGGGGUCUCGCACUAUGUUGCAGUCUACAGUAACAGCACAGGUGUCUGGCUGUAUGUGGAUGACCACUUCCAAGGCUCAGAGCCUCCACAGGGUCGAUCUCCUCAUCAGGCCCCAGCCGAGGGCCCUCCUCGCUUCCUCCUGGGGGGGCUGCCUGAGUCUGGUGCCUUCCAAAAACUGACUGGCUGUAUCAGCAACGUCUUUGUCCGGCGGGUAUCCGAGGCCCAGCAUGUUGUCGACCUGCAGCAGAACAUCCAGAAUAUCAAUGUGACCACGGGCUGCACUCCUCCGGAUGAGCCUCUCCAGCUCAGGGUCCCCCCAAGGAAGUUCCGAAGGAAACCCAAGGCUGCUCUCCAUGACCAGGGGAUGCCCCCAGACUUUGCCUGCCAAUUCCCCACCAAUCACCAAACCAUCAGCCACGCCUACCAAUUUGGGGCUUCUCCUGCCAGCCGCCUGGAGUUUGCUCCCCUCCCAUUCUCUUUCCAGGAUCGGACUCACUUCUCUAUGGACGUCCAGCUUCGCUCACUCCGUGGGCUGCUUCUGGCUGUGCCCGCCGCCAAGUCGGGAAGUCCCUUCCUGGCCCUCUUCCUCAGUCAUGGCCACUUCAUCCUCCAGGCUGGAGGCCACGGGAAACCUUUUAGAGUCCGCAGCCGCGAGCAGUACAAGCCAGGAGAUUGGCACACGGUCUUUUUCAGCCGAGAGCAGAAUCGAAUUCAGCUGGUGAUCAAUGGUCUUCGGGCUCAGAGCAGUGAGAGGUCUGGUGCCCACAGGAAGGCCCUGCUAGGCCACGGACCUGUCUACGUGGGCGGCCUCCCCUCUGGCCCCAGCUGGACUCAUCUCCCAGAAGCAGCUGGCACUGGCUUUAAAGGCUGUGUGAGGAACCUGAAGAUGAAUGGGCAGCCUCUGGAGACUCCCACGCAGCUCCAUGGAGUGGUACCGUGCUAUACCGGGACCCUGGAGAAAGGGCUGUUCUUUGCUGCACAGGGCGGAAGUGUCAUAUUAGAGCACCCCACGACCUGGGGGCCAGACCUGGAGCUGGUGUUAGAAGUGCGUCCGAGGGCAGCAGCGGGACUUCUCUUUCACCUAGGGUCCAGGCAGGGACCACCCUAUAUCAGACUUGAAGCGGAUGGAGACAAGGUGCUUGUCAGAGCCGACAGCGGAGCCGGGGAGUUCUCCACGUCAGUGACACGGCCUCCUCUCUGUGACGGACUGUGGCACCGGAUCUCAGUGAUUAAAGGAAGAAGCAUGCUCCGGCUUGAUGUGGAUACCAAAGGCAAUUACACAGUGGCUCCUGCCUCAGUUCCUUCCAUUAUCACCAAAGAACCUCUUUAUUUGGGAGGCCUGCCAGAGACUUCGAAGAGCACGGUUUCACCAUCAUCUCUACCUGGUUACUAUGGCUGUAUAAGGAAUCUUGUGGCAAACCGUCGUCCAGUUGACUUGACACGCACUGGCAUCAUACAAGGGUCAGUGGGUGCAAAUGGCUGCCCAGUCAUGUAAAUAAAUGGCCCAGACACAUAGGAGAUUUAAAGCUGCCCUGCUGCAUAUAGCCCCUCUGUCAAGUUUGUAAGAAUUGGCAAACUCUGCACUCCGUCAUCUUUUCAGUAUUUUUCACCCAAAGUCAGGAAAUUCGGAUUAAUUGACUUAAGCGUUAGACACUUUAUAACUCAUCAUAUACAAUAAAAUAAAUUUAAUAUCAUCUUCUGAAAAUGAAAACUCAAAAGUGGGGCUAUGCAUUUCUGGGCCUGAGAUGGUGCUAAGAAAAGGUGGUACUCCAGUUGUGCUGCUGGUUUGCCCACCAUUCAUAGGAUCUCAAAGCUGGAAGGAACCUCCAGAGGGAAUCUAGUCCACCCCACACCAAAGCAGGCAUUCCCUCUCUCCCUCUACAACAUCCCUGAGUCCAUCCAUCUAUCCAGCUUCUGAUUAAGAUUCUAGGGAUGGAGAACUCACUACCUCUUGUUCCGUUUUUGAAUAGCUCUACUCUUUAGGAAGAUUUUUCUUAUUAAAUAUAAAUCUCCCUCCCUACAACUUUUAGACACUGACCCUAGUUUUGUUCCCUUGGGGGAAAAAAAAUCAUUUCCCUUCCACACGACAGUUCUUCAGAUACUUGAAGAUAGUGAUCAUGUCCUUGGCACCACUAUAUCUUCUCCAAGUUAAACAUCUCUCAUUUGAUACCCAUAAAUUGCUUAAGAGUUCAUAUAUUUAUUCCGAGUAUAUGCUUCCUGCCUCCUUUUUCCUUUCAGGGUCAUAUUCACUGAUUUUUGUGGUUGUAGUACAGGUCCAAUGAUAACUUUUCUUCUGUCCACCUAGUUCAUUUUGUGCACUUACACAUUUAUGUUUUUUUUAAAUAUACAUAUGCAUAUAUAUAUAUAUUUGUGUGUAUAUAUCUAGAUGGAUGGGGGAUAAAUCUUAUGUCUGGAAAUGAUUUAUAAAUUAUGUUUUUUAUAUGAUUGGGUAAAUAUUAUAAAAUGGGUUAAUCUUUUAUUAUCUUUCAAUGAGUUUCAAUUAUGACCCUUUCCACCUUUUUUCAGUAUAGAAUGAAAGCUUUGUAAAUCACUGGUACAGCCUUUUGAAAGCAAAAAUAAUAAAAAAAAGAAAAAAAAGAAA